UUCCUAGUUGGAUUCGUUAACCACUGAGCCACGACGGGAACUCCUGAGUCCAGAAUUCUUUAUGUGCCUUUCAUGAGCUGAGUCCAACCUCAAACUACCUCUCAAGGCCACACACAUCUCCACACCUCUCCCCGGCCUUCCUGCAGGAUGCUCCUUCUGCCUGGAACACACUCACGCACCACUCUCACCUCCUACAAGCCUCUGAAUUCACACACCGCCCCCCAAGCCCAUGCACACUAGGUUGUACUUACCUGUCUCCCUAGCAAGACUAUGAGCUUGAAAGGGUCAGAAUCUGCAUGUGAUUCUCCUCCCUGGGGCCCUGCAUGGGGACUGGCAUUGAACCGGUGACUGCCCUGCCCCAGCAAAUGCACAGACAUCACUGCUGCUCUCAUCAGCCAGAGCAGGGGAGGGUUAAACAACCACCCUGGCCUUGGUUCAGCUGCGGCAUUGGUGAGGCAGGUGGCCCAGGGUUUAACCAGAUGCUGCAGAGCCUGUUGGCAGCUCAGCUCAUGAAUUCAACCCAGCCACAUCUUCCUGGAGCUGAGACCUGGGCCCCUCCCACCGUUCUAGACCCCUGUGCCCUCCCUGGGCUCUGAGUUGGAAGAAGCUGGAACAGCUGGGGAGGAUUAGGUUGGGGAGGAAGAUUGCAAAACUGGAGGAGGAGCAUGUGGUCAGAGUGGGAAGAGCCUGGUCCACGUUCUGCCCAGACUUGCCCUGUGGCCUUGGCUGAGUCCUUCCCAUCCCAGCCUCAGUAUCCCCAUCUGUGCAGAGGCUAGUCUAGGUGGUCCCUCCGGAAGGGACUGGCGAAGGACAAAGUGAUCCUCGGCCCCAGAACCUCCUAGCUACAGACUCUCUCCACCACAGAGGUGGAGAGACCCCGCGCGGAACCUGGAGCAGGGGCCAGAGGGGCCUGAAACGCCUAUCCAAGUGGUGCUAAGGGUGCGUCCCAUGAGCGCGGCGGAGCUGCGUCGAGGGGAACAGAGCGCGCUGCACUGCUCAGGGACUCGGACUCUGCAGGUAAGUCCCCCAGGCGGGGGCCCCGACGUGGCGUUCCGCUUCGGCGCCGUGCUGGACGGGACGCGCACGCAAGAAGACGUGUUCCGGGCGAGCGGCGUGCGGCGCCUGGGCGAGCUGGCGCUGCGCGGCUUCUCCUGCACCGUCUUCACCUUCGGUCAGACCGGCUCCGGGAAGACCUACACCCUGACCGGACCUCCUCCCCAGGGGGAGGGGGUGCCGGUCCCCCCCAGCCUGGCUGGCAUCAUGCAGAGGACCUUCGCCUGGCUGUUAGACCGUGUGCAGCACCUGGGUGCCCCUGUCACUCUCCAUGCCUCCUACCUGGAGAUCUACAAUGAGCAGGUUCGAGACUUGCUGAGCCUGGGGUCUCCCCGGCCCCUCCCUGUUCGCUGGAACAAGACCCGGGGCUUCUAUGUAGAGCAGCUGCGGGUAGUGGAGUUUGGGAAUCUAGAGGCCCUGAUGGAGCUUCUGCAAAUGGGUCUUAGCCGUCGAAGGAGCUCCGCUCACACCCUGAACCAGGCCUCCAGCCGAAGCCAUGCCCUGCUCACCCUCUACAUCAGCCACCAAACUGCCCUGAUCCCCCAACCCCAGCAGAUGCCUCUUGUGGAUCCCGGGGAACCGCCUGCUGGUGGGAAGCUGUGCUUCGUAGACCUGGCCGGCAGUGAGAAGGUGGCAGCCACAGGAUCCCGUGGGGAGCUGAUGCUUGAGGCCAACAGCAUCAACCGCAGCCUGCUGGCCCUGGGUCACUGCAUCUCCCUGCUGCUGGAUCCACAGCGGAAGCAGAGCCACAUCCCCUUCCGAGACAGCAAGCUCACCAAGCUGCUGGCGGACUCGCUGGGGGGCCGCGGGGUCACCCUGAUGGUGGCCUGCGUGUCCCCCUCGGCCCAGUGCCUUCCUGAGACUCUCAGCACCCUGCGAUAUGCAAGCCGAGCUCAGCGGGUCACCACUCGGCCGCAGGGCCCCAAGUCCCCCCUGGCAAAGCCGCCCCUGUGUUUGGAGACCGAGCUAUUACAGCUCCGAGAGGAGAACUGUCGCCUGCGGUCCCAACUGGGCCAGAUGGACCCCAAGGCCUCUAGCCUUGCUGGGGCCCGGGUCGCCUGGGCUCAGCGGAACCUCUACGGGAUGCUACAGGAGUUCAUGCUGGAGAAUGAGAGGCUCAGGAAAGAAAAGAGGCAGCUGCAGAGCAGCCGGGAUCUGGCCCGGGAUGAGCAGCGCGUCCUGGCACAGCAGGUCCAUGAGCUCGAGAGACGCCUCCUCUCUGCCUGCUACCUUCACCAGCCAGGCUCUGGCCCAGCCCCACCGUGUCCCUGUGUGAUGACGCCACCUCCCCCCUGCCACGCCCUGCCACCCCUCUGCUCCUGUUCCUGCUGCCACCUCUGCCCCCUGUGCCGAGCACCGCUGGCCCACUGGGCCUGCCCACAGAGGGAGCUCCACAUUCCCCAGAUGUUUGUCUCUAAGGCCCCAGGUGAUGUGCCCCUGUCUGCUCGGCCCCCACCCUGGGCGCCCCCAUGCAGCCCUGGCUCUGCCAAGUGCUCAAGAGAGAGGAGUCACAGCGACUGGACUCAGACCCGAGUCCUGGCAGAGAUGCUGACCAAGGAGGAAGUGAUACCCUCUGCACCCCCACUGCCCGCGGGGCCCCUGAACACAUCACCAGUGCCAAGAGGUGGGGCUGCAGUUCCAAACCUGGCCCGGAGGCUGGAGGCCCUCAGAGACCAGAUCGGCAGCUCCCUGCGACGUGGCCGGAGCCAGCCACCCCUGAGUGAGGGCACGCGGAGCCCUAGCCGAGUCCUCCCUCCCUGCUGAGGGCAAAGUGGGAACCCAGGAGACCACAGUGCGACCUUGGACUGGGCUCUGUGCUCCUGGGCUGCAGUCUCCCCGUCUGUUGCAUGGGGUAGUGGCCGCUGCUCCAGUCUGCAGCUGGGCUAGGGGAGAGGGCCGGUGGGGCAGUUUGGGGAAGCCAAGGGAGGGUGCCACCCCGAGCUAGAUGAAGUGAGACUGGAUUCCGGAGAAACCAGGCAGCAGGCGAUGACAUUUAUGAAUAAAGAGAGGCAUCAGCUUCAA
Messenger RNA from Sus scrofa (pig), 3075 nucleotides. The record is from RefSeq and is a predicted model, not a curated record. Lineage: Eukaryota; Metazoa; Chordata; Mammalia; Artiodactyla; Suidae.